Laetiporus sulphureus 93-53 is the source of this 1554-nucleotide messenger RNA. RefSeq names its product alpha/beta-hydrolase. The transcript is spliced from 6 exons. Bases 343 to 1464 code for a protein of 373 amino acids. The record is from RefSeq and is a predicted model, not a curated record. Lineage: Eukaryota; Fungi; Basidiomycota; Agaricomycetes; Polyporales; Laetiporaceae.
CUCGUUCAAAGAUACCAUUCGAUUUUUGCGGCCUCAAGAAUCAACAACCUGGGUGGCACCGGCAUGUCGUUACAUUUGCAAAACACAAGUAGCUAUUCUUUCAGUAAGCAUACGAAAAAGUGCCACUGCAUACAAUGCUCAUCACCAUACCCGUGUUCUUGACCAGCUGUGUGCAGCUGCUUCCCGAUAAGCCGCCUCAAAACAGUCGCGGACGCUUCUCGUGAUAAGCGAUCUUGCAGCGCCAUAGUAUCCAGCCUGGCAGAUGACAAGAGCGUUUAAACAGAAGAACCACCUGACCUCUGCGGAUGCGUAUUUAUAAUGCUCGCCGGAGCAACAUGAAGUAUGACACCCACUGUUCGACCGCCAAACAUGCCGCUCGCACCUGUGAACCCCGAUGGCGCAGAACUAUACUACGAAGAUACAGGCGCACCCCAAGGCUCCGAUGUUUACAAAACCCUCAUCCUGCUUCACGGCGCGGUAUUCCACAGCGCCGUCUUCCGCCCAAUGUUACAAUUCGCUGCCCAGCAUAACCUACGUCUUGUUGCUUUGACGCUAAGGGACUAUCCGGGCUCCACGCCGUAUACAUCUGAGGAGAUAGCUGCAUUGAAAGGCGACAAAGAUAGCCAGACAAACAUGAUCAAGGAUAGAGGGAACGAGUUGGCUGCAUUUCUUGCGUGGUUCAUUCAGAAGGAGCGGAUCCCGCCGCUUUCAACUUCAUUCGAUCAAGAUGAAGCCGCCAAAAGAGCAGAUGGUGGACUAGCGGUUCUGGGCUGGUCUUGGGGCAAUUGCAUUAUGCUUUCAUUGCUUGCUCAUGCGGGCGAAUUACCGGCGUCACAGCAGGACACACUGGGGAAGUACCUUCGCACGUGCAUUAUUUUUGAUGUUCCGCUCUUCCCAUGGGGUGUGCCGUUGCCUACUGAGGACGGACCAUGGAACCCUAUGUCGAAUCCUAAUAUUCCUCCAGAACGAGCCAACGAGAUCUUCCUACCAUGGGUUACUGGCUAUUUCGCCCACUCAGAAUCUGCGCUGGCAUCUUUCGAAGCUUUAUCUAGCGAGGACAUUCUCGCUGGACUAGCGUUAACCUCCAUUCCCGAUCCAGCGCCGGAGUGGCAGUCGACACAGCAGCGCAUGUCUGCUGAGCAGUACGCGGAGAUCACCGAUCCCUCUGUGAUGGAACGGUCGCACCACCUGAUGCAGAACAUUCAUCAUGAAGUAUACAAGGAGAACACUCGGCACGCGCUGAGGGAUGCUAUAGCGCUGCCGCAUGUGCGGGCAGUUCUGGUCUGGUGCGAUAUGUCCGUCGGCGAGACAGUCUAUGCUGCUUGGCAUUUGGCACAUGACGUCGCGAAUGCUUGGUCCCCUGAUGGAAGGAAGGUCGAAUUCAAGAGGUUUAGAGGAGCGAAUCAUUUUCCGCACUGGGAUCAACCCGAGCGCACGUUGUCCCUCCUGUCGGAAAUCUUGUGAAUUGAAGAGACGGGGUUAGCAUGGGUAGCGUUGUAUGCAACAUCUCUAUUAAACUUGACUUUCCGUGAAUUGUCCCUAAUGCAUCAUGAC